Molecule: messenger RNA, 2613 nt
Organism: Mytilus trossulus (common blue mussel)
Lineage: Eukaryota; Metazoa; Mollusca; Bivalvia; Mytilida; Mytilidae
Product: protein DGCR6-like
Exons: 5
Coding region: 256-828 (190 amino acids)
Source: RefSeq, a predicted model, not a curated record
AUUUUCUUUCCUUGCCACAGGUGGUGUAAAAUUAAACAAAGACUGGUUAAAUCUUUGAGAUAGUCCCUCUCAGCAUGCUCAGGUAAUGAUUGUAUUGUAAUAUAAUAGACAAAAGAGGGACAAUAGAAAUCUACUUGCAACAAAGGUUAUUUAAAUAGUAUAAAUGAGUGGACUGUAUCAAAGAAAACUCAGAUGUUACACAAGUUACAUGUAGAUUUUUUAAUUCCUGAAACUAGCUAGAAAGAUAUUACCGGUAUGGCAGAAAAUGAAAGAGCAAGGAGAGAGUUACAACAAAAGCAGCAUUAUUUUUUACAAAGUGAAUUACAAUCAUUGUCACGAGAUCUUCCAGGGAAAUUUCAGCAGAGACUUCCGUAUGAUUUGUUAUCUAGUUUAGCUAAUGCUUUACUUGAUGGUACUGUCUUUGAAAUUGUGCGUAGUUUACAAGAAGUACAACAUUUAGAGGAGAAACAUUUGUCUUCUCAGAGAAUGAAACUGAUAAAUGAUCACAAAGCACAAAGGCAUGAAUUACAGAAACGCCAUAAAGAACUUCUUCAAGCUUGCCAAACCAAACCUCACAAUCUUCCUAUAGUAGAGGUCACGAUUGAAAGAGAAAAAGAGACCAUGGAAAAAAGAUUGGAGGAUGAAGUCAAGAAAAGAGACAUGAAAAUUAUUAUGGACCUUGACCAAAAAGUUAUGGACCAACAAGUGAUGCUAGAGAGGGCUGGGGUACCUGGCUUCUUUGUUACAAACAAUAGACAAGACAUCCGCCUACAAAUGUACUUACUUGAGUUUAUGAAUAGACUAAGAUUUCUAGAUUUGCCAAGUUGAUGUUUAGAGUAUUUAGUUUUGUCAUUUUCAUAUUUUUUUUUUUCUACAUUGUAUUUAGUAACUAGAAUCUCAAUGGAAUUUAAAACUUUUUACAAAGUAGGUCACAUGACAUAAUUGACAUUAUUUAUUAUUGUUUUUUACUUUUAUAAACUUUCUACUUUGGCACCCAGUCAGAAUUAAAAGUGGCCACAUAUUACAAUGUAUUACCGGGGCUCGUGGGUCAAAAAAUAAAUCUUUUUUUUUUAAUAUAAGAUUUUGCUAUUUUUUUCUAUGAUUAAACUUUAUUUUAUACCUAAUAGAAAUAUAUAAAAAAAAAUAUGUGGUCCCCGUUCAUUUAAGAUCACAAUCUGCCUCUGAAAGAAGCAUACAUUUUUCUUAAUGUCCUUUUUUUUCUGUUGAACUAAUAGGAGAAGUAUUGGUAAUAUCGAAAUAAAAAAAGAACUAAAUUACAAAAAUCGCUUAAAUUUUACAAUUAUUUAGUUUAUGUUCUGCUUGUUUGAAAACAGUAAUCCAAAAUAUAGGUCAACGAUGAGUUUUAAAAGAUAUUUCAAUUUGAACAUAACAAAUGAUAUUUUUGCACCAAAGGGAGAUAAUUUAGAGCUUUUUCAAUGAUAUAACAUUUUUAAAGUCAUCUAUGGCCAAACUAAAUUGAUUUGUCUGGAUAAUUUUUGUACCAUGUUAUAAAGUAAUGACUAAUAGUGUAAUAAAUAAAAUUUGAAAUGAAAAAACAAAUGUUUAAUUUUUUGCUAAAUUUUUUAUACCCGCAAGCCUCCUUAAGUCGUGUUAUUUCAAGACAAAGUCUUACAUUCCUCCAAAUCAACAGACCUAUAUUUUGGUUAACCAUUUUUGUUGUCAAUAUCAGUAAAUUUUUUGAAAAAUUCCCUAAAAAAGUCAUUACCUUUGUCCUUUUGUCUCUGGUGGAGAGUUGUCUUAUUGGCAAUCAUACCACAUACUCUUAUUUUGAAAAUUAGAAAUAACCCUGAAUUGGAGUCAAGUUAUGACAAUGAUAAACUGGUAUCGCCACACCCACUAUAGAUAUACUUGUUGUUUUCCUCUAGGAUAGUUUAUGACUCCUGGACUGGUGAAAAUAUGUCUGCACUCAUCCAAUGUCCAAAGAUUCAUCAAGAUUGUAAAAUGUUUGAUUGAUUGAGCAUACUUAUCAUUAUUUAAAGCAAAGCAUGAUGUCAUUUCCUUGCUCUAUUUUUGCAUGGAGACUGAUAUGAAAAAUUAUAUACCGGUAGCAUCAAAUUUUUUUCCUCUCACUGUUGGACUCGCCAUCUUUAAAAAUAAAGAGUCCUUGUACUUGCCUUCAAAAACCCAGUAUAAUUUGUUUAAGAGUUUGUAAGAGAAAUGGUCAGAUAAACUGACAUGUUCAUGUAGUACACAUUUUCAAGAAAACAAUCAAACACCGUUGAUAUUGAUGUAUCAGUAUUUUUACAACAAAUCACUUAUUUGUUUAAGGUCCACAUGUAGUUUGAUUGGUUUCAAUACUUUGCUUCAUAAUUGUUCCAUUUUCAAAUAUUUAAAUUUCUGUUCAUCAUGUAUCCAUUUUCAUUUAUUUAAAUUUUCAGCAUGCCUCAAAAAUGUAAUCACUUUGACACUUUGAGUGGAAAAAUAUUGUGUUUUCACUUUAUAUAGUUGUGAUUAAUGUAUGCAUUAUUUAACUAAAAUUCAGUAUAGGUGUAAUACCACCAUUGAUUUUACCCUAUUAGUCUUUGUUAAAUUUGCACUUUUCAAAAAAUUGUGCAGAAUUUAUCUUUGUUUCAAAUAAAGAAAUACUUGGCA